Messenger RNA from Amphibalanus amphitrite, 1932 nucleotides. RefSeq lists its product as uncharacterized. The record is from RefSeq and is a predicted model, not a curated record. The transcript has 6 exons. The coding region runs from base 150 to 740 and encodes 196 amino acids. NCBI's taxonomy places the organism in Eukaryota, Metazoa, Arthropoda, Thecostraca, Balanomorpha, Balanidae. Gene Ontology annotation, biological process: positive regulation of voltage-gated potassium channel activity; regulation of synaptic transmission, cholinergic; sleep.
UCGCGGCGUGGCUGUGCGGCCGGCGGUCGGGGGCUGACGCGUGGGCGCGGCGACGGGGCGGAGGGUCCCAGCGGGAUGUAACCGUACGGCGCCGGAGAGCGGGCGGCUCGCCGCAGCUACCUCGACACUCACAGAUCCACCGGCGGCCGAUGAUGGAGAUCCGGUGCCCGCUUCCUGGCGGCGCCCCGCUGGCAGACGGCCGCCGCCGCCGUCCGCGGCCGCUGCCGCUGCUCCUGACACUGCUGCCGCUGCUGCUGCCCGCGGCGUCCGGUAUCGACUGUUUCCGGUGCAGCUCCGUGAACGGCUCCGACCCGCGCUGUCAGGACCCGUUCCACAACAACUAUACCGACCUGCUCGUCUCCGGCUGCAUGGGAGGCAGAAAACAGAGGAACGGCCUCUUCCCUGCCAGCGCCUGUGUUAAACUCUCAGGAUUUUACAGCGAUGACGGGACCAGUAUGAUCAUUAGGGACUGCGCCGUGGACAGUGCCACGCUGACCAUCGAUACGGAGCUGACACGGAUGUCGCACUGCGGCAGCUUCGAGUUUCAGGACAGGUAUGUCCACGGCUGUAUCUCGGCCUGUGACAGUUUCGACGGCUGCAACACGGCGGUAGUGCGCCGCGGCGGCUGGCUGCUGGCUCCAGCGCUGGCCCUAACGCUGGCUGCAAACACAGGUGUGGUUCAACACGUGCUACUGGCACUGACACUGGCUGCUGCACCUCCCAGUCCACCCGACAGGUAACGAACAAACUUAUGAUCACAGAGGACCUCAGAGCCAUGGGAAACUGGAGAAUACCUACUCAGGAGCCUUAUCAUAGAGGGACUCGGCAGAAAACAGCGGACUAAAAGCUCCGAGGGAUUGCAGCUAGUAAACCGUCUGAUAGCUAAAUGGAACCAUCAAUAAGAAAGAUGCCUAAGGGCAAGACGAUGACGAUGGCAACGAUGACCUGAAGUCUGAAGAUUAUUUGAAGGGCGUCUGUAAUAAGCAGAGGUUAAUAGGAAAUCAUGAAUUGAGGUCUACAAAACUGAUAGAUAUGGCACGUAGUCGCACACACAAGUCGGAAGCGCAGACAUCACAGAAAUAUUUAAGAUCAAGAUCAACACUGAAACCAUGCUUGGCAAUUAUGCAAGCUAAAAUACUGCAUUUAAAUGUGUAGCAGUACGCCACAGUGCAACGAACUGACUAUUGACAUUUGACAACGUGAAUUUUUUUCCAGCCGGCACGAUGUUCCCGAAGCUAAAUACCGUCCAUAUUUGUGUUCACCGUCAGUUCAACAAGCUGUCGCACUGUGUACCUAACAAUGUAUCACCGCCAGUCUUCAGAUGACAUGGAAAAGAGACGAAGAUUAAAAAUGUCCAAGCGAUUGGAAAGAAAACGGCAACAGCCCACAGCUCUCGCGACUCUCAGUGUUCGUUAGACGUUAAUCGCUGAGUUAUAUAAGUGCUUUGUUUGUGGAUUAGAUAGAGAUAGUGCCUGAUGGAAGUUACGGUCAAACUGUAGUGGGCAAUGAGCACACGUGACCAAUGACCACUCGUGGAAAUACCACACUUUGUUCAAAGAACCCAGCAAUGUUUCAAUAGUAAAGAGUGAAUAGGACGAACCAAUAACAGUCUAGUAGGUUUUAUGCAAAAGUUUUGUUACGAGACGCAGCGAAUUUCACAAAUGUGCCGCAUUAUAAUUACAAUUGUGCUGGACGGACCCAUCGUCGUUCGUACCUUGGUUGCCCGUGCCUACCGUUUGUUUUGUAUUUUUGUUUUGUUUUUCAUACCCUGUCGACCGAAAUAGUUGUCUUUAGAACAUUCACCCAUGGUAGGUAAAUGAAACGACAAUGCGUUAUGUUUGGUGGAGUUAGUGCAAUGAAUUCGAAGUCAAUACACUGGUGUUUGUAUUCGUAACGUGAGUUUUUAAUUUAAUACAAUGUGUGUGCGGGAUA